Messenger RNA from Fundulus heteroclitus (mummichog), 4569 nucleotides. It is a transcript of the gene stk10, whose product is annotated as serine/threonine kinase 10. Lineage: Eukaryota; Metazoa; Chordata; Actinopteri; Cyprinodontiformes; Fundulidae. The transcript is spliced from 20 exons. The coding region runs from base 363 to 3434 and encodes 1023 amino acids. Gene Ontology annotation, molecular function: protein serine/threonine kinase activity; ATP binding. Gene Ontology annotation, biological process: protein phosphorylation. The record is from RefSeq and is a predicted model, not a curated record.
AACACGCAGAGAGCCCCAUCAGCGCGUCCUCCACUACAGCGGCAGGUGGUCACCGCGCGUCGCGCACUUUGCUUGCAGCCCUUGAGGAGGAUUUUUGACAUGUUUUCAUCGUAUACCCCGCAGAUUCCCGGGGAGUAAAAUGGAUGGAGCAGAUUAACUUCUUUAAAAAAAGUACUCAGUUCUGUUUUUUGUUUUUCUUAAGGAGGCGAAACGUGAAGAUAGGUACCUUUUUUUUUAGCGUCUCUGCCUGCGUAAUGCUCUCUGCGUAGAGAUCGUUCAAACGCAUUCUCUGCUUUCGUCUUUUACUUUUUUUUUUUUUUACAUUUCAUUUUAUUUCCCUUUUUACGGCGCCACAUUUAGUUAUGGCACUCGCAAGGUUUAGUAAAAUGCUCCGUCUGCCGACUGAGCGAAAGAAACUCAAACAGUAUGAGCACGUCCACCGGGACGUCAACCCUAAUGACAUCUGGGAAAUAGUUGGAGAGCUUGGGGACGGUGCGUUUGGGAAGGUUUACAAGGCCUGUAACAAGGAAACUGGCAUUCUGGCUGCAGCCAAAGUGAUCGAGACGAAAUGUGAGGAAGAGCUGGAGGACUACAUGGUGGAGAUCGACAUCCUGGCUAAAUGUGACCACCACUACAUCGUCAAGCUCCUCGAUGCGUUUUAUUUCGAAAACAAACUCUGGAUCAUGAUUGAAUUCUGCGCUGGAGGUGCCGUCGAUGCCAAUAUGCUUGAGCUGGAUCGGGGACUAACCGAGCCGCAGAUCAGGGUGGUCUGUCGACAGAUGUUGGAGGCUCUCGACUACCUCCACCGCAUGAAGAUCAUACACAGGGACCUGAAGGCUGGCAACGUCCUCCUUACGCUGGAGGGGGAUAUCAAACUGGCGGAUUUUGGCGUGUCUGCAAAAAACACCAAAACCUUACAAAGGAGAGAUUCUUUCAUUGGGACGCCAUACUGGAUGGCUCCAGAGGUGGUGAUGUGUGAGACGAUGAAGGACGCGCCGUACGACUACAAGGCUGAUAUCUGGUCUCUUGGCAUCACCCUGAUCGAGCUCGCCCAAAUCGAACCCCCUCACCAUGAGCUCAACCCAAUGAGGGUGCUGCUGAAGGUGGCCAAGUCCGAGCCUCCGACCCUGGAUCAUCCUUACAAGUGGUCAAGGGAUUUUAAUGACUUCUUGAAGAAAGCUUUGGAUAAGAACCCAGAGAAUCGCCCCAGUGCAGCACAGCUCUUAGAGCACCCUUUUGUGAAGACGGUCACAUCCAACCGUCCAUUAAUUGAGCUGGUGGCAGAGGCCAAGGCUGAGGUCAUGGUGGAAAUCGAAGACAAUAGAGAGGAAGGAGAGGACGACGACACAAUGGAUCUCAUUGAGACACCUAGCAAGGACCCGUGCCAGACAAGUCAGACAAGCUUGGAAGAAGACCGGUCAGUGGACACGCCAAGCCCCACCAUGAUCCCCGCACGUUCACCAGUACCUUUGCCCAGGAAAUUGGCCCAGCCUGCUACACCAGCAGAGGAACAACAAGGCUCAGUCAUGGAGGUCCCUGUCCCCACACCACGCCUCAAUGCCUCUCAAAAAGAUUCAGAGGAGGUGGGGGAUAGGCUGUGUGAUGAGGUGCUGGAGUCGGAGAAAUCUGAGAGCGAGGCCUCAACUAAGACCUCCAGCUCGGACUCGGGCAUUGAAGAUGGGAAGAGUACGCCCACGAUGGAGGAAGAGAAGGUGGCUUCAGAGACACCAGAGAACGACGUGUCGCCAGAAGCCGAGACGACUUCAGAAAAACUCGACGACAUGAUAAACCAGCACAUACCAAGAGUCCACAUAUCUGGGGAAGAGCCCCCUGCUGUGGGCAAAAGAGACUCACCAGCUCCAAGCUUGAGUCCCAGCGUCACUCCCGGAGGCACUCCCGCCCCGUCUCAUGCUGGCGUGAACGAUGGUGUUAGCAUGGGUAUGGCGGCUCUAAUGUCGCUUGGAGAGAAUGCUGAGCCCGCCUCGCCUCAAGCCAACGGGAACCAUAACAAACGCCACUCGUUUACGGAAAGCCUGGCAUCGGAGAGCAUGUCGAUUAGCAAGGAGAGCUUCUCCAUGCCUUCAAAGGACUUUUCCAGUAAGACCCUAAAGCGGACAAGGAAGUUUGUUGUCGACGGCGUGGAGGUGAGCGUGACCACCUCCAAGGUCAUCCGGGAAGACGAACAGAAAGACGAGGACAUGAGAUUCCUGAGGCGCCAGGAGCUGCGUGAGCUCCGUUUGCUACAGAAGGAAGAGCAACGCACUCUGGCCGGUCUGAACGCCAAGCUGGAGUCCCAGAGGGAGCAGGUCCAGAAACGCUUUGACCAGGAAAUAAACGCCAAGAAGAAGCAGUUUGAUUCGGAUCUGGAGAAUCUGGAGAAACAACAGAAGCACACUAUUGAGAAGAUGGAGACGGAACACAGCGUCAAACUCAAGGAAGAAACCAAACGCAUCAAAACGGAGCAGGAACGAGAAUACCACAAAUUCCUGGACUCGAUAAAACAGAAGAAGAAGGAGGUUAAACAUUCAGUGGAGAAGUUGCCUCGGAGCGAGCGUAGAGACACCUUAAAACAGCGCAUGAGCUCCUUCCAGGAAACGAAGAUGAAAGAGGAGGAGAACUUCUUGUCGGAUCAGAAGAACUUCCUCGACUCAACGCUCAAGAUGAUCAUUUCCAACAACAAGAGGGAGAUCGCAGAAGCGGAAAGGGAAUGUCUCAACAAGAAGCAGGCGCUUAUUAGAGAGCGAGAGGCCACGUUGUGGGACAUGGAGGAGAAGAACCUUUUAGACAAGCACCAGCUUUUGAAGCAGCAAAUGAAAGAGCAGUACUUUCUUCAGAGGCAUCUACUCCUGAAGAAACACGAGAAGGAGCAAGAACAAAUGCAGUGCUACAACCAGCGGAUGAUCGAGCUCAUGAAGAACAGGCACCAGCAGGAGAAGGGCCGGCUGCCCAAGAUCCAGCGGAACGAGGCCAAGACGCGCAUGGCCAUGUUCAAGAAGAGCCUGCGCAUCAAUUCGACGGGCAGUAGCGCCGAGGACAGGGAAAAGAUCAAACAGUUUUCUCAGCAGGAGCAGAAGCGGCAGAAGGCAGAGAAGCAGCACCAGCAGCAAAAACACGACAACCAGCUGAGGGAGAUGAUGGGUCAGUGCGAAAGCAACAUGAGGGAGCUGCUGCACCUGCAGAAUGAAAAGUGCCACCUGCUGGUCGAGAAUGAGACUCUGAGGCUCAAGCAGUUGGAUGAGAAACACGCACUGCAGAUGAAGGAGUGGAGGGAGGAGCUGAAGCUCAGGAAGAUGACCAUUGAGGAGGAGCUGAGUGCAAAGAAGAGGGACCAGGAGGCUUUUUUCAUGAUGCAAGACAGCGCAGACAAUUCAAACCUCAGCUCUCCCCACAGAGUCUCCAAGUUUGUGCCUUAUAUGGACUCCUCCACCAUAUAGACGGAGAUGCGGCGAAGUUGCGUCUACCCACCUACGACACAGAAACGUGCACGGAAGUGCGUUCCACAUGCCUGCUGCCUCGGGUUUUCAUUUGUUUUAUUAGGAGUGCCUAAACCCUUGGUCCUUUCUUUGGAGUUCUAUGUUGCUUUGGUGAAUAUUUAUGUUUUAACUCAAGUUUUAUUUGGUCUUGUUGGGAGUUCUUUUUUUUUAUUAUUUCAAUAGUUUAAUGAUAAGAUUAUAAAGCAUUUACUCCCAAAACAGUGCUCGGUGUGCCAAAUCAUCGGUUUUUAAGGGUGCAUCUUAAAACACCCUUGAUAGUUGCUUUAACCCAGCCAGGGAAAAUGGCGUGAGAGGAAUGCGAUCAGUACUGAUAAACUAGUAACCAAGCAAAAUUCUUUUUUAAUAUAAAUAUUAUAUUUACUUCCCUAUACAUCCCAGUUAUUUUAUAUUUGUUCUAACCAUUAACCUCUCAUUUUUGUCACAUAGCUGCCAAAGCCUUAUUUAUUUUUUUACUGAUGAAGAUCAUUAUCUUGAUUAACACUGUACAUUUUUAAUUUUUUUUGAUUAGCUAUGAUAUGAAGGAGGGCUUUAAAUUCUUUCAUUUUUUUCAAAUGGGACAUUAAGGUGGAAUCCAAAGUUGUUUGAAUUUAAUAUUUUUUUAAUAUGUAGAUAAUUAUUUAGAAGCUGGAUUUGAAGAAAUGAGGGAAGACUAAAUGUUUAUCACAUGGUGUUGCUUAUUUUCCUUUAUUUACUGUAUAUAGUUAGUUACACUGGAUGGGAACUGACGAAGCCAAAGUAAAAAUACUGUUUUCUAUGUUGUAUGGGUGAUUUAAAUGCAUUAAGUGUGCAAUUAUUAUAUUCUUUGCAGUUAAUGAACUGCUUCUAACCAAUGUGCAAUACUGUAUGGAUGCCUCUGCUAAGCCUAGUGUUUUUUUUUACUUUGCCUUUCUUUGCACUAAGAGGGGAAUAAUAUGAAACAAUUCCUGAAAUUGAUUUUCCAGCCUUCUGCAAAUGAUGAUAAAUAUAUUUUCUCAGUUUACAUAUUAUUUGUAUGGCAAGGGUUGGGCUAUAUACAUGAAAAGUGUGUAUCUAUACAAGGAAGAACCACUGGUGUAAAUAAAAUACUUUUUUAAAA